CGUAAAUGUGUACGUAUAUACCAAAAAAGUUAUUGGGCAUUUGUAAGGCCAUAGGGCCAUGCUCAGUUUGGAGCAAGAAGUCGGUGCCUGGGAUUCGGUUCUAUUGGAACCUAUUUCUGAGGACAGUUUUGUUUCAAAUUUACAUCAACGUUUUAAGCGGGAUCAUAUUUACACGUAUAUUGGUACAGUCCUUAUUUCCGUUAAUCCAUAUAAAAAGUUAGCUCUUUAUUCGGCAGAAUUAGUUAGGGCUUAUAUGACUCGUGGUCCAUUUCAUCUACCUCCACACGUUUAUGCAGUUGCCGGUACAGCAUACAAAUGGCUUCGAGAUCGAAAUGAAGAUCAAUGUAUAAUUGUUUCGGGUGAAAGUGGUUCUGGGAAAACAGAAGUAGCACGUAUUGCAUUACAGUUCAUUGUAUUAGCAUCAGGUUCUGAUAGUGAAGUCCAACAAAUUAAAGAUCGUUUGGUACAAGCUGGUACAUUAUUAGAAGCGUUUGGUAAUGCACGAACGACACGUAAUGAAAAUGCAUCAAGAUUUGGAAAAUUUUUGGAUAUUGAAUUUGAUUUUAAAGGAGAUCCAAUUGGUGGCCAUAUAACUCAUUUUUUAUUGGAAAAGACUCGUGUCACAAAUUUAGUCCCAGGCGACCGAAACUUUCAUGUAUUUUAUCAGUUACUCACGGGCGCUGAAAUAUCAUUGCUCAAAGCACUUAAACUGCAGCGAAAUAUCGACAAUUAUGUUAUCCUGCACAAUAAUGGUACCACUUGUUCACGUUUGCACAACGAUGAAGGAACAGAAACUGAUAAAGCUCAUUUUCUAUUUACGAAGACGGCUUUUGAAGUAUUGGGUUUUACACCUGAAGAGAUAAUGAAUGUUUUUCGUGUGGUUGCAACUGUGUUAAAAUUGGGUAAUUUAGUAUUUAUACCUGCUAGUAAUAUUGAUGGCACUGAAGGAUGUACGAUAAGUAAUGAUUAUGAAUUGUAUGAAGUUUGUGAAUUGUUGGGCGCUGAAGUGAGAUGGUUAGAAAAUGCAUUAACAGUGCGUUCUGUGGAAGGUGCUGGUGUUACUGCUGAUUUAUCAGCAUGUGAAGCAGCCAUUACAAGAGAUUCCCUUUGUAAAGCACUAUAUAGUCGUUUAUUCACUUGGAUUGUAUGUCGUGUAAAUGAAACCACAAAAGCAAAAACGUACGGUAAACGACGUACAUUAGGUGUAUUAGAUAUUUAUGGUUUUGAAAAUUUGGAACAAAAUGGUUUAGAAACUUUAUUAAUAAAUUAUUGUAAUGAAAGACUACACAGAACAAUUGUCAAUUCGACAUUAGGUUUAGAACAAGAGGAAUAUGUACGUGAAGGUCUUGAAUGGACGAAAAUACAUUAUUUUGAUAACAUUGUUAUAUGUGAUUUAAUUGAUAAGCGGAGUCAUGGUAUACUAGCUCUGUUAGAAGAAGUUCAUGUUCAUAGCGAUGAUGCAUUCUUUACACGCCUUCAACAAUGCUGCGCAGGACACUCUCACUGUCUUCUAAUGGAUACAAAUCUUCCUCCCCUAAGUUUUCAAAUACGUCAUUACGCUGGACCAGUAAUAUAUAAUAUCCAGGGUUUUGUUGAUAAAAAUGUUGAUGUAUUACAUCGGGAUGUAUCAAAAGCUAUGUAUAGAUCUGAUCAUGCCUUACUUAAAAUAUUAUUUCCUGAAGGGAAUCCAAAACGUUGUAAUGUUAAACGACCACAUACAAUUGGUACACAAUUUAAGAUAGCAAUCGAUGCCUUAGUUAAAACCACAUCAAAUAGACAACCACAUUAUAUACGAUGUAUAAAACCAAAUGAAUUAAAACAAUCACGAUUAUUUGAGAUAGCUUUGGUUCAACAUCAAGUUAGAUAUUUGAGCUUAAUGGAAACAGUUCUUGUACGAAGAUCUGGUUUUUCAUAUCGUUUGCCUUAUACACAAUUCCUUUUACGUUAUAAAAUGUUAUCACGACAUACAUGGCCACAUUGGCCACGUGGUAGUUCAUCUAGUACACCAAUAGAAGCUACAGUUCAUUUAAUACGUUCAAUACCUGUUCCUACGGCUGAAUUUAAUUUUGGACGAACAAAAUUAUUUAUUAGAAGUCCACGAACGUUAUUUGAAUUAGAAGGUUUUCGUGCAGCUCGUUUACAAGAUUUAGCAGUAUUAGUUCAAAAAACGUGGCGUUGUUAUCGAUUUCGCAAACGAUAUUUAUUAAUGCGACAAAGUCAAAUUGUUAUUGCGGCUGCAUGGAGAAGUUGGCGGGAAUGCAAAUUAGGCCUCCCUUUUGAAGGUCGAAGACACUUAUGGUGUUUAUACAGAGUGGCACGUGAAGAGGCUCGAUUAUUAAAACACAGAAAACAAAUAGAUUGGGCUGUUCGGGUAAUUCAAAGGCAUUAUGUUCAGUGGAAGAGAAGGCAGUUUUUACGAAAAUUACCAUAUAUGUUACCAAGCGAUAGUGAUUCUCCAAUUUGUCGUGAUUGGCCACCAUGUCCACCUCAAUUAGCUGAAACUAGUUUAUUAUUACGUAAAAUACACCACAAAUGGAGGUGUUACAAAUAUCGGCUACGUUUUGAUCAAACAGCGCGUAAUCGUAUGCGUGAAAAAGUUACAGCUAGUAUUAUUUUUAAAGAUAGAAAAGCUUCAUAUCCUCGAAGUGUUUCACAUCCAUUUCUUGGUGAUUAUGUUCGUUUACGACAAAAUGUACAAUGGAAAAAAUUAUGUGUAGAAACCAAUGACCAAUAUGUAGUGUUUGCAGAUAUUAUUAAUAAAAUAACUAGGUCAAGUGGCAAGUUUGUACCAAUUUUACUUGUGGUUUCUACAAGUGCUAUGCUUAUUUUGGAUCAACGUACCUUACAAGUAAAAUACCGUGUACCUGCCGCUGAAAUUUAUCGUCUUUCAUUAAGCCCAUAUUUAGAUGACGUUGCAGUUUUUCAUAUAAGAGCGACCUCUCCUACUGAAUCUCCUAGCGUAACAGGGGGUUGUGGAGGUGGAAGUAUUUCAGAUCCUUCAACCCCAUCUGGCUGCUUGUUCCAGAGUGAUCUUGCAAAGAAAAAAGGCGAUUUUGUAUUCCAAACUGGUCAUGUGAUUGAAAUUGUUACCAAAUUAUUCCUAGUGGUACAAAAUGCUAUUGGAAAAGCACCAGAAAUUAAUAUAAGCACUGAAUUUGAAGCAAAUUUUGGUCAACAAACAGUAGUGUUUACAUUCAAAUGUACCGGUUUACCAGAAGUACAGCCUGGACAAAUACGUGUACUACGAAAAAGUAAUAAAAUGGAAGUAUUAGUUUGAAAGUAUAAUUUUCUAUACAAAAUGGUCAUUCAAUAUUGCUCAAGUUCAGACGAGGGAACUGAACGACAAUUUUAUUUAUUAUUCUCUAAGCAUUGUUUCUUUAUUUCUAUUCACACAAUUAUUCUAGCACAUAAUUAUUAUAAAAUGUUCUAUUACAUCAAAAAAUGUGACCAUGUGCAGUUAUAUAUCAA
This is a messenger RNA of Chrysoperla carnea, 3468 nucleotides long. It is a transcript of the gene Myo95E, whose product is annotated as unconventional myosin-Ib. Bases 59 to 3277 code for a protein of 1072 amino acids. Gene Ontology annotation, cellular component: actin cytoskeleton; microvillus; plasma membrane. Gene Ontology annotation, biological process: actin filament organization; vesicle transport along actin filament. The transcript has 21 exons. Gene Ontology annotation, molecular function: actin filament binding; ATP binding; microfilament motor activity. Lineage: Eukaryota; Metazoa; Arthropoda; Insecta; Neuroptera; Chrysopidae. The record is from RefSeq and is a predicted model, not a curated record.